AAUUAUUAAUAAUUCCUCAGUUUGAACUGAGAAUGCACCAGAGAGCAGCUUUUUCACUGUACUCCUAUCUUCAGUUACAGUGUGUGUGGUCCCUGGCAGAUUAAAAACCAUGACGUCAUUGUGGCAGGAGGAGUGUAACGACCAGCAUCUGACAGCAGAGUGCAGUGGAGGGGAGCAGUGAGCCCUGUGUAAGUUUCGUUUUCCCAGGAAAUGAAACCCAGUCAGGGUAUAUAAGGCGUGGUAGGAGUCUGACGACCAGUAUCCAGAUUGGAGAUAUGGGACUCUUGACUUUAGUUGCUGUUGCUGCAGGGGCAGGGGGGGCAGUGGUCUCUGCUCCUUUUGUUCUGGGGGCGGUGGGCUUCACCUCUGCUGGUAUAGCUGCGGGCUCCUACGCUGCUGGCUUGAUGUCCACGGCAGCCGUAGCAAAUGGAGGAGGGGUGGCAGCAGGGAGUCUGGUGGCCGUUCUGCAGUCAGCAGGCAUGGCCGGCCUCUCUGGGGCCGCCACUGCAGCUGUGGCCAGUGCUGGGGCGGGAACGGCAGCAGUCCUGACCGCUCUCAUCUGACACCAAGAUCAUGGAAGGAAUGGGGGAUGAUUCAUGUUCUCUUCUGCCAGCUUAAAGCAAAUGCCAUUCAGAAAAGCUAUUCAGAUCAAUGACGUAAAAUAUGUCAUUGAAGGAAACUUCUCUAAAUGAUGGAUCAAGCCUUGUUGUCAAAUGAACAUGAAUAAAUAAAUGCUUUUAAAAACUCAUCAUU
Molecule: messenger RNA, 753 nt
Organism: Menidia menidia (Atlantic silverside)
Lineage: Eukaryota; Metazoa; Chordata; Actinopteri; Atheriniformes; Atherinopsidae
Source: the annotation of a GenBank genome assembly